Messenger RNA from Hevea brasiliensis (rubber tree), 1773 nucleotides. Its product is annotated as bifunctional riboflavin kinase/FMN phosphatase. The transcript is spliced from 12 exons. NCBI's taxonomy places the organism in Eukaryota, Viridiplantae, Streptophyta, Magnoliopsida, Malpighiales, Euphorbiaceae. Gene Ontology annotation, biological process: FMN biosynthetic process; riboflavin biosynthetic process. Gene Ontology annotation, molecular function: riboflavin kinase activity. The record is from RefSeq and is a predicted model, not a curated record. The coding region runs from base 529 to 1689 and encodes 386 amino acids.
UAAAUAAUUAAAUUUCAGCCAAAAAUCAUUCGCUCCUAAAAUUAGCUCUCUUUCUGCACCAAUUUUGUCGGUGAAAGAAAGAGAGAAGAAGAUUAGCCUGGUGGUAAGCUUCUGUAUUUAGUAUUUAGUAUUCACGGUUGUGGACAAAGUGAGAUUCCACAAUUCACAAUCCUUCUUACAGAGAGAAAGCGAGAGAGAUUCCACAAUGGAAUAGGUACAAUUGGUAUCCGAGCAAAGCGGAAAAAGCCCAUUUUUUGCUUCUCGAUUUCUCAGUCUUCCUUCAAGAAACGGCUUUUCAGAAACAGACAAGUUUUGGCACAGCUUAGCGAUUGAUACAAGCUCCUUUCUCUCCCUUCACUCAUUUCACGCCCAGUCGCCAGCUACAGUUUUAGAAUACCAGGUAAACAAUAUGGUCCACAAAACCCCGUGUUCAAAAUUGAUCCCCUGUAGAUGAUGAAGUCAGCUCUUAUUGAAUCCAAAUCGAUGCAUUCUUAAAAUCAGAGUAUAAUCUUUGGGCGCGGUUUAUGCAUGAUUUCUAAAAUGUCAAUGGCAAACCCUUUCAAGAAGAUUGUGUCUGCCGUCAUACUUGAUUUAGAUGGUACCCUUCUCAAUACAGAUGGAUUAGUAUCUGAUGUUUUAAAGGGUUUUUUGGUCAAGUAUGGGAAACAGUGGGAUGGAAGAGAAGCUAGUAAAAUAGUAGGAAAGACCCCUUUGGAAGCUGCUGCUGCUAUAGUGGAAGAAUACGGGCUUCCUUGUGCAACAGAAGAAUUUAUUGCAGAAAUCACUCCUGUGUUCUCUGAUCAGUUGUGCAAAAUUAAAGCACUUCCAGGUGCCAAUCGGUUAAUUAAACAUUUAAGUGGUAAUAAUGUACCUGUGGCAUUGGCUUCAAACUCUCCAAAGGCAAGCAUAAAAUCCAAAAUUUCAUAUCACCAGGGCUGGCAGGAAUCCUUCUCUGUCAUUAUUGGUGGCGAUGAAGUAAGAACUGGGAAACCAUCUCCUGAAAUAUUUUUGGAAGCAGCUAAAAGGCUGAAUGUCGAACCCUCCAGUUGCCUGGUCAUUGAGGAUUCUUUGCCAGGUGUUAUGGGUGGUAAGGCUGCUGGAAUGGAAGUGGUUGCUGUACCAUCACUUCCAAAACAAUCUCAUCUUUAUACAUCAGCAGAUGAAGUGAUAAACUCUCUACUUGAUUUGCGAACUGAAAAGUGGGGCCUACCUGCAUUUGAAGAUUGGAUUGAGGGUACCUUGCCAGUGGAACCUUGGCAUAUUGGCGGUCCUGUAAUUAAGGGAUUUGGUCGUGGCUCAAAGGUCCUCGGGAUCCCCACUGCUAAUAUAUCCACAGAAGGUUAUUCAAUGUUGCUUUCAGAACACUCCUCUGGCGUGUAUUUUGGUUGGUCUGGACUAUCGACCCGCGGUGUGUAUAAAAUGGUCAUGAGUAUUGGUUGGAACCCAUAUUUUAACAACGCAGAAAAGACUAUAGAGCCAUGGCUGCUUCAUGAAUUUGAUGAAGAUUUCUAUGGUGAGGAAUUGCGUCUUGUUAUAGUUGGCUAUAUUCGACCUGAGGCUAAUUUCACAUCACUUGAGAGCUUGAUAGCGAAGAUUCACGGCGACGGAAGAAUUGCAGAGAGAGCCCUUGAUCUUCCAUUGUACUCAAAAUAUAGGGAUGAUCCAUACUUGAGAGGCUCUUCAUUGUAAUGGAAAUGAUACAUGAAUUUCCUGAAAUAUUGGAGAAAAAAGAAAAACUUUUAUUGCCAUAACUAUAUUUUAUUUUUCUGGUCA